UGAUCAUGACAAACAUAAAAUUUUCAGAAAGAGCAUACUGCAAAAUGGUGCUUCACGCUGCAAAAUACCCCCAUUGCAGUGUUAACGGGGUACUUUUAGCAAAAACACCUCCACUUAACAACAACAAAGAGGUCGAAUUCGUAGAUGUGAUACCAUUAUUUCACGUUUGCAUUAACCUAACACCAAUGGCAGAAAUUGCCUUAAUGCAGAUAGACGCCUAUGCUUCAAAAAGAGGCCUUAUCAUUGCAGGUUACUAUGUAGCCCCAGAAAAUAUCAGAGAUGAUUCCUUUGAUAGGUGGUAUAACAGAAUUGCUGAUAAGAUUGCUGUUAACUGUAGUUCAGCAUAUGUGGUCAUAGUCAAUAGUACUGAAACGGGAAUUCAGAAUGGCAGAAGAAUGUUGAGAGUGGCUCAGUACACUGAUGGUAGUUACAGACAAUGUGAAGAUCUGUGUAUUUCUGAUGAUGCUAUCAACAUUUGUAUUAAUGGAACAAAUGAAGCUUUGUACAAUAAAUUAGUAGAUUUUGAUAAUCAUCUUGAUGACAUUGGUUUGGACUGGACAAAUAGUUCAUUGAAUGAAGAUAUCCAAGCUUCUUUAUGA
Messenger RNA from Phaedon cochleariae (mustard beetle), 599 nucleotides. The record is from the annotation of a GenBank genome assembly. Lineage: Eukaryota; Metazoa; Arthropoda; Insecta; Coleoptera; Chrysomelidae.